UUCUGAAAGAAUCCAAUUUGCAUGUCGCUUUCUCUUUUUACUGUCUUCAGUAAGCAGUUUACCAGACUGAGUACAACUCACAAAUGCUCUGUCUACAACCCCUUCAUUCCUUUCUUCUUCUCCUCUUCCCCUUCAGAUUCAAACCCCCAUAGUAGCAUACCUACUCCUUCACCUAGCUUCCUAAAUUUAUCACAACACAUACCUAUUUUUCCCCACUCCAUUCUCCAAUCCAAACCAUUAUUCUAGGAUCCUGGUUUUUCCUUUGUUUUGUAGCUUCCUAUAUUAGUCUAUUUUGUCAUCUUUCACCAAACUCUUGAAGGGACAUCUCAAAAAAGCAUGUUCUUUUCAGCUGGAUGGAGCUGUAACUCUGAGUCAAAAUCAUGAUUGUGCCUUUUGGUUUUUAGUUUCUGAUAAAUCUGGAUUCUUUGUGUACUUGGGUGUUCUGUUUUCCUUUAAAAUUAGAUCAAGUUACGUCCUUUGUUUUUCUCCUUCUUCCACUAUAGCUUCAUCAAGCUCGUGUUUUUCCACUAUUUUCCUUGACCCUUUUGCUGAAAGUUAGUAUUUUUGCUAAGCAAUGAUUCCUUUAGCAAAACCCCAAUGGAAGUUUCUCCUCCUUUUUCUGGUUUUCAUUCAUUUCAAGAGAACCAGUUCUUACCCUAUGGAACCCAUGAACUGUACGGACACAAGCCGUGUCUGCACUUCUUUCAUGGCCUUUAAGCCUCAACCGAAGCAGACACUGGCGGAGAUACAGAGCAUGUUUGAUGUGUUGCCUGGUGACAUCACUGUUGAAGGCAAUGGCUGGGACUACAUGUUCAUCAGGAAGAAUUGUUCUUGUGCUGCUGGUAUCAAGAAAUAUGUGUCUAACACCACCUUCACUGUGAAAUCUAAUGAAGGGUGGGUGUAUGAUUUGGUAAUGGAUGCCUAUGAUGGGCUUGUGAUCCUUCCUAAUACCACAAGGAGGGCAAGGAAUGGUGCUGUUAUCUCUCUGAGGUUGUUCUGUGGCUGUUCCAGUGGACUUUGGAACUAUCUGAUGAGUUAUGUGAUGACAGAUGGGGAUAGUGUCGAAUCUCUGGCGAGCAGAUUCGGGGUUAGUAUGGGCAGCAUUGAGUCUGUAAAUGGCAUUGGUGAUCCUGAUAAUGUGACUGUGGGCUCACUUUAUUACAUACCUAUGAAUUCGGUUCCUGGUGAUCCUUAUCCCCUGAAGAAUGCUUCUCCACCAGCUCCUGUUCCUACCCCAUCUGUUGAUAAUUUUUCAGGUGAUCAAGUCGAUCAUAAGGCUCAUGUACCAUAUGGAUGGAUUAUUGGGGGUCUAGGAGUUGGUCUUUUUCUGAUAAUAUUAAGCGUAAUGCUCUGUGUUUGUAUGAGAUCAUCAAGUUGUUUUGGUGAAGCCAGAAGUCAUGAAAAAGAUGCUGACGGAAAGAUCUCUCAUAAAUUCCAUAUUCUUCGGAAUCCAAGUUUCUUUUGUGGUUCCGGAAGGUACAUCUGUGGCAAACAUGUAGGCCAGAAGCAAAAAGAUGGUGAAUCCAGCAAUCACACGAUUACCAUUCCCAAAGCUUCAACUUUGGGGCCUGACAUAUUUGACAUGGAUAAGCCUGUAGUUUUUACAUACGAUGAGAUUUUCCCCUCAACUGAUGGAUUCUCUGAUUCAAAUCUACUUGGGCAUGGAACAUAUGGAUCUGUUUACUAUUGCCUCCUUCGUGACCAGGAAGUUGCUAUUAAAAGAAUGACUGCUACAAAAACAAAAGAAUUUAUGGCAGAGAUAAAAGUUCUGUGCAAGGUUCAUCAUGCUAAUCUGGUAGAAUUGAUUGGCUAUGCAGCAAGUCAUGAUGAGUUUUUCCUAGUUUAUGAAUAUGCUCAAAAGGGUUCACUCAGAAGCCAUUUGCAUGAUCCUCAAAAUAAGGGGCAUUCCCCUCUUUCUUGGAUCAUGAGGGUGCAGAUCGCACUUGACGCUGCAAGGGGCCUUGAAUACAUUCAUGAACACACAAAAACUCAUUAUGUCCACCGUGAUAUCAAGACAAGCAACAUUUUACUGGAUGCUUCCUUUAGAGCAAAGAUUUCAGAUUUUGGAUUAGCAAAACUUGUUGGGAAAACAAAUGAAGGAGAAGUAUCAACUACCAAAGUUGUUGGUACAUAUGGAUAUCUUGCUCCAGAAUACUUGAGUAAUGGCCUUGCAACUACCAAAAGUGAUGUAUAUGCAUUUGGUGUUGUCCUUUUUGAGAUUAUAUCAGGAAAGGAGGCCAUCAUUCGAACAGAAGGCACAGUGACAAAAAAUCCGGAAAGACGUUCACUGGCUUCAGUAAUGUUGGCAGCUCUUAGGAACUCACCUGAUUCCAUGAGCAUGUCAGGCGUGAGAGAUUAUAUUGAUCCAAAUAUGAUGAAUCUGUUUCCCCAUGAUUGUGUAUUUAAGAUGGCCAUGCUGGCAAAGCAAUGCGUGGACGAUGAUCCAAUCUUACGACCUGAUAUGAAGCAGAUUGUGAUUUCUCUCUCACAGAUUCUCCUUUCUACUGUUGAGUGGGAAGCCACUCUAGCUGGGAAUAGCCAAGUAUUCAGUGGCCUUGUUCAGGGAAGAUAGAUAGUUGCAAAGCAACAUGAACAUCUCUUCUCUUCCAUUCACUUCUUCAACAACAGGAUUCUUUUUUCUGCAUCCUGCAUUAUUUGAUCCUUUUUUAUUAUCCAUAAGAGGAGCAGGGACUUGAAAGCUAUUAUCUUGAUUUUGUUUAGCUAAAUUCCAAUGUGUAGAAAGUUUUCUUUGUCAUUUAGAGUUUAUGUUUAUUACUUUGUGAUUUGUACUUGAUAUUAGUUGUCACUCGAUAGUAAUCUAUGUAUGCUUAUAUUCUUUGAUUC
Messenger RNA from Lotus japonicus, 2844 nucleotides. Its product is annotated as lysM domain receptor-like kinase 3. Bases 575 to 2572 code for a protein of 665 amino acids. Gene Ontology annotation, molecular function: transmembrane receptor protein kinase activity; ATP binding. Lineage: Eukaryota; Viridiplantae; Streptophyta; Magnoliopsida; Fabales; Fabaceae. Gene Ontology annotation, biological process: protein phosphorylation; innate immune response. The transcript is spliced from 11 exons. The record is from RefSeq and is a predicted model, not a curated record.